Molecule: messenger RNA, 1020 nt
Organism: Lobosporangium transversale
Lineage: Eukaryota; Fungi; Mortierellomycota; Mortierellomycetes; Mortierellales; Mortierellaceae
Exons: 2
Coding region: 218-853 (211 amino acids)
Source: RefSeq, a predicted model, not a curated record
GGACAGACGAGCGGGUGACCUAAGAGUGCGCGCGUGUGGAUGAUCCGACGAUAGAACGGUGUUUUGACAACAAAGGGUAUAUGAGAAGGUCAAGAUGAUAUAGCUUGCACUUCUAAUUGUACCGCCUAAUCCGAUUUAAUAUAAUCUGUUCCUGUGGGCAAUCAUUUGGCAAAAUAUAUUAUACAUACACAUAUCAACAGCUAGUCAUCUGUCGCCCAUGGAACUGCGGGUACCGCAGCAACAGAUAAGUAGGUUAGGAUAUUCAACUGUCCCGGACCCAAGCCUACAGUAUUCACAACCAACCCUUGCGCACAAUCGACGGCCCGCAAUGACUGCGUCUAACUCUAGCUCUAGUUCUGUGGACACUGCCGCUCAGGUUAAGUUUGUAGUGGUGGAGAACUUGCCCGAAAGUCUUGCUCAAGACAAAGCUCGUCUUCAUCAAUUAUACCCAUCAGAUCAUUUUGAAAUUCGUGUCCGGGUUGGUAGUGCUUCAGAAGGUGCUAUAAACACUGGCGAGGUCUCAAUAGCAGACUAUCGCGUCCGAUGUUUGGAUUGUCCACCAGGGAAACUCUAUAACGCAGGUCCCGACGGUACCUUACAAAAUUUUGAAGUGCAUCUCAAGUCUAAUCGGGCUCAUCGGUCAUACGUUGAACAGAAAAAACUACAGGGGAACCAACAAGGGUCCUCUCAUCCUCCACAACUACAGUCUCAGCUUCAGUCCCAGCCCCAGUCUCAAUCCCAACCUCAGCCUCAUCCUCAGCCUCAACCUCAUCUUCACCACCCUAUGCUUCCAUAUUCGCUUCCACAAUCGCACCAAAACCUAUCUCUGUCUCCUUCUAUGCUCAAUUCAUAGUGCUCAACCUUCUCAUGAGCCUGACAGGAUGGCGUUAAGGGUCCUAUUCGAUAAUGAAGGGUAGAAUAGUUGUCUCACGAUGCAUUGCCAUAAAACGGGUUACCAAGUGCCUAUUAAAGCUACAGACUACAUAAUAACUGGAUUUGGGGACAGAUAAAGGAAAGAAA